CGAGAGGGACGCACUGUGGGGAGGGGGAAAAAAGAUGUCAUCCCGGCCAUUCAAACACCGAUGCGGAAACGGGAACCGUGGCCGACCUGGAGCUUCCUAGGCGGGGAAGGAGCGCUACGCGAGCCCGAGGCUUGUAUCCCGCGGGAAGGCCUCUUCCGGAGCUUUCGCUACAAAAUGUCUGCUGGCCAUCAUUAGCACGUUUACAUCACACAUCAUCAUCUCCAUCAAAUUAUUGAUAUUUUGCAUGCAGCAUUUUUGACAGCAGACAUUUUGUUUAAAAUUGUUUAAAAGGCACAAUUGGAGCAGGAAUGCACGUUUUUCUUUUGGGCGCAUAUACAUUCAUCUCGUCUGCGGCAAAGUAGUCAAGAAGAAGCAGAACGUGCCGAUAGAAGCAAACGUAUUAUUAGGAUUAAUCAUUUUGUAGUGAUUUAGCAGCGAGCGUUCGUUUGUUCCGGGGCCGGCCGAGGAAGCCUCCAGGCGGCCUGCCGGCUGCUCGCUGGCCGCUAGCAGCAUGGAUACUUCGUGGAGCAAUUUCCUCUUUCAGUCACCAUCAACUCCAGGCCAGCAGGAGGCGCCCCUGCAAGCGGAGCUUCUGCCCGAUCUGAGCGCCGAUCACCUGGUCACGCCCCCUUCCACUGUGGAUACGGCUGCCCUCAGCGAGGAACCGCUUCCUGUGAAAGUUUCGCCACCCAAACCGUCACGCCCCGCCCACAUUUGCGCGACAUGCAACAAGGAGUUCAAGAACAGCUACAACCUGCGGCGCCACCAGUCGGUCCACACGGGCGUCAAGAUGAAGGAUCGAGCCACCCGCGAUGAGGGCAAGCCCCCUCCUAAACAGAGCAUCCCCCUCUCCCUCCUCCAGCUCACCCUGCCCCCACAGGCCCCGGAGCCGGACGCCCUCCCCAAUACCGGACAACAGGUCACCGUUGCCCCGGUGACUGUCACCCCAGUGACGGUUGUACCAGUGAGCGUUGCGCCGGUGACCGUUGCUGUGGCCGCACCGCUCCCACUGCCCACCCCGGCAGCGACGGUGAGCGCCGUGGAGCAGGACGCCAUCCCCCCCGUCGCCACGCCGCCUGCCAACCAGGUUCGCAAGAACCACGCGUGCGAGGCUUGCGGAAAAGCCUUCCGUGACGUCUACCACCUGAACCGCCACCGGCUGUCGCACUCGGACGAGAAGCCGUACUCGUGCCCUGUGUGCCAGCAGCGCUUCAAGAGGAAAGACCGCAUGAGCUACCACGUGCGAUCGCACCAGGGCGGCGUCGAGAAGCCCUACGUGUGCCCGCACUGCGCCAAGGCCUUCUCGCGGCCGGAUCACCUCAACAGUCACGUGCGUCAGGUUCACUCCACAGAGAGACCCUUCAAGUGCACGACGUGCACGUCGGCAUUCGCCACGCGUGACCGCCUGCGCGCGCACCUGAUUCGCCACGAGGAGAAGGUACCUUGUCACAUCUGUGGGAAACUCCUGUCGGCCGCCUACAUCACCGACCACAUGAGGGUCCACAACCAGUCGCAGCACCACGCCUGCCACCUCUGCAACCGAAGCUUCACCACGCUGACGUACUUGCGGGUCCACGCCCAGAAGCACCAUGGCCAGGAGUGGAAGGAGAGCGGCGGCGCCCGGGGCAGCUUCGGCGGCGCCGGGCCGGGCGGAGUACUCCUGUGCCAGCUGUGCGGCGUGCAGUGCAAGACCACCACCCAGCUACAGGGUCACAUGGGCACGCACGCCAACCAGGCGGAGAGCGACCCAGGCGGGGCCGGCCCCGUGGGCGACGCCCCUUCCAGUGGUGCUGGCGGCGGGAUGCUGAUGACUGACUGCUCUGGCAUUAGCGCACAGACGCACAGCUAGCACGUGUUGGGCAGGCAGGGCAAACCAAUGAUUACGUCAUGAUAACGCUUCUUUGUGAAAACUUGGAUAGUGAAAAAGACUCAACAGACUUUGUAUAAAUUCCUGUUUUUAAUCUGUCAACAUUCCGUGGAUUUCAAGGUAUGUGUGUUGCGCUGAUGAUGAGAUUUUCAGCCUGUGUGUUUGCGUGUGUGUGCACUUUUUGUACAUCAACAUUGAAUGCGCCCAAUGAUGAAUUUCAUCUGUACUUUAUAGCUCCCUCAGUGGUCAAAUAAUAUGGAAGUACAUCAACGCCAUCUUAGUUGCAAUUUUGUUAAAAUUUAUUUACCGGCAAUAUUUACACAUUUGAAAUUUUUUGAUCGGAAAAAAACGCUCCAAACAUUUAGUGCAACAUAAUUUAACAGCUGAAAAAGUUCAUUCAAAAUCUACAAAAUUUAUGAGUAAACUUUUCUCCCAAAACUCUGAGAUGAAUUCAACUUCUCCCCAAAAUAGAGUAUAAAAUGGUAUGCAAAAAAAUUAUGUUGAAUUUAAAAAAAAAAGAAGAAAUUCAAUGUGAAUGUAGAUGUUUUUCCACUGACCAGAAAAAAAUGAUAUCAAAAAAAAUAUUGACAAGUCAACAAUUCUGGAUAAAAAUCUUUCAUGCAGUUAUGUAAAUUCAGAUAAAAACAUGAACCUCUAAUUUAUUAUGAUGUUGAUUAUUUUUUUAUAGUGACCAGAGAAAACAUUUUUUUAAAAAUUGGUGGAAAAAAACAAAUUAUAAAUGGAAUUUUGAUGGCCAGAUCUCCUUCCAUCUAAUACUGUAAUCUUUAUUCCGUGCUCGUGCAUAUUGAUGAUCGUUCAGUGUAUUAAAUGCGGAAAAAUUAA
Molecule: messenger RNA, 2710 nt
Organism: Corythoichthys intestinalis (scribbled pipefish)
Lineage: Eukaryota; Metazoa; Chordata; Actinopteri; Syngnathiformes; Syngnathidae
Gene: maza
Product: myc-associated zinc finger protein
Exons: 7
Coding region: 512-1849 (445 amino acids)
Biological process (GO): regulation of transcription by RNA polymerase II
Molecular function (GO): RNA polymerase II cis-regulatory region sequence-specific DNA binding; DNA-binding transcription factor activity
Source: RefSeq, a predicted model, not a curated record